Messenger RNA from Perkinsus marinus ATCC 50983, 618 nucleotides. RefSeq names its product choline-phosphate cytidylyltransferase, putative. The record is from RefSeq and is a predicted model, not a curated record. The transcript has 7 exons. NCBI's taxonomy places the organism in Eukaryota, Perkinsozoa, Perkinsida, Perkinsidae. The annotation marks the transcript as partial. Gene Ontology annotation, molecular function: ethanolamine-phosphate cytidylyltransferase activity. Gene Ontology annotation, cellular component: cytoplasm. Gene Ontology annotation, biological process: phosphatidylethanolamine biosynthetic process.
AUGGUUGACACCAACACUAUCGGCGAUUCUGCUGAGGGUAGCGGCGAGCUCCUGCGAUCUCCUAGGACUAUGCGUAUCUUGAUAUGUGGAUGCUGGGAUCUGAUGCACACUGGUCACUUCAAUGCCAUCAGACAAGUUGCGACCAUCGCUCACGAGAUUGAGAGGGAGAAAGAAUUGGAAGGGGAGAGGGUUCGUGUUGAAGUCGUGGCUGGAAUUCACCCUAACAAGGAAAUCCGUCGAGUAAAAGGAGGAGAGUUCGUCUGUUCGGAAGAAGAGAAGGAGACGAUGUUGAGAUCCUGCAAAUGGGUGGAUGACAUUGUGCACGAUGUUCCUUACAAGCCCCUCACAGUGGAGUUCCUGGAUAAGCAUCGCAUCGAUUAUGCGGUGCAUGGUGACGACAUUGCGAAAGCCUCUGAUGGUACCGAUAUGUAUGGUUACGUCAAAGAAGCUGGCAGAUACCGCGAGUUUAGGAGGAGCGAGUGUAUCUCUACAACGACCCUGAUCAAUAGAAUUUUGGGUUGUUCUCCCGGUGCAAACGCCAACGAGGCUUUCUCACUGACCAGCAGGAGGAUGACCGAAUUUUCUCGAGGUUACAGGCCUAUCGAGAGUGCCAGUAAA